Coregonus sp. 'balchen' is the source of this 1828-nucleotide messenger RNA. The record is from the annotation of a GenBank genome assembly. NCBI's taxonomy places the organism in Eukaryota, Metazoa, Chordata, Actinopteri, Salmoniformes, Salmonidae.
AUGCCAAUAUUUUACUCCUAUACAGUACCAGUCUAUCAUUCAAACUGACUUAAAUUGAUCCUGUCUUGUUCCUUAGUAUGUGAAUGAAGAGGUAGUGCACCGGUCCUGUCUGGCUUUAAUCCCUUGGUCUGGACCCUUGUGUGUUCCUAUCUCUGAGUCUAUCCAUUCUGAUACUCUCUAGUCUUUAGAGGAUAUUAAAGCUUAACAUCAAGUCACUAGUUUUCUAUAAAACAACAUAAUGAAAAUGUCUGUAAACAUAUUCCGUCUUCUUCAUAGCCUGUCAUCUCCAAGCCCAAACCAGUCAACUACCUCGCCCGUACUGGGAGGAUUCUGGUGAGAGAGCUGGCAGUGUUAAACACGCAGGUAACCAAUCACAUUAUUAACCAAUGCUCAUCUGAUCUUAUAGGGAUAAUUUACUUUACCCUGUUCCCUCUUUUUUCACAGACUUCCAAAUUGGUGAUUGAGGAGCCUACACUUCACCUCACUGAAGCAGGGAAACUAGUGCUUGACAAACUAUCAGCACCUUCAGAUAGCUAUUCACAGGUAGCCAAUCACAUUAUUAGAGGGUCAUAGAUUAUAUGUAACUAACGGUACCCUGCCAUUACGGGCGGCAAAUCAUUCGAAAUAAUCAUUUCAUUCAAUGCAAUUCCCCCUCCUGCGAAUCAAAAAUGUGUUGCAUUUCAACUCCCAAGUGUCUUUGGGUUUUCCUUAGUAUGUGUGGCCCUAAUUGAAACUUAAGAGAGACUUGUUGUACAAACAAGAGCAUUUUGUCAGGAAUGUUUAUGUGAUCUGAUCUUGGUUCACUAGGAACCAAGUGGGACGGAACGGGGAGGGACCUACAUUUGUUGAAUAAAAACAUUUGUUUUCUUUUUUAAAAAGUUUUCUGUUGCAUUUCGCUACGGUUUGAUAUGGUGUGUACUCCAGGCAUGCGCUUCAUACUCAAAGAGCACUCCUCCUCUGGGUUUAAAGGGAUACUUCGGGAUUCUGGCAAUGAGGCCCCUUAUCUACUUCCCAAGAGCCAGAUUAAUUAGUGGAUACCAUUUUUAUGUCUCUGUGUCCAGUAUGAAAGAAGUUAGAUUUAAUUUCACGAGCCAAUGCUAACUAACGUCAGCGCAAUGACUGGAAGUCUAUUGGUAUCUGCACGUAUUCUAGUAGAUACCCAUAGACUUUCAGGUACCAUUUGGAACGUACCCCCCAAAAGUAGGAGAGUAAAACAACAGUGGAGUAUAAAUGGAAAUCAUUGAUGGGAAUGUGAAUGCAGGAGGUGGAAUGGUCUAUUUAACUAACGUUUAAUUAAUCACUGUUUUGGUUGCAGGACACUCUGUGUAAUGAGGAACUGAUUGAGCUGUCCAACUCUGGAUCAAGUGGAUCUCAGUUCUAUGGCUCCAGCGAUGAUCAGUUCCUGAUUAACACUGUGCAGCACAAUGAAGCUGAGUUCUUACAACAACUACUGCCGGGCUACUUCAUGGUAAGAGAGAGAGUUUGUGGGCUGGUGUGUGCACGUUUUUGAUCCAAUGUGUACCUUAUGUUUUGUGUUUUGAGUUACCAAGUUAAUCUCGUUACUCAAUUCAAGCAUUGGCCUCAAUGUCUUCCUGGUUUAUUCUCUAUGUUUUGUUCUACACUAAUAGACCAGUACUAAAGUGGAUUUGAUUGAUAUACUUACACCCUCUCUCCUUUCCCCUCUCCUCCUCUCUAGAACCUACACCAGAACAUGAGAUCCUUGCCUAAGUUCUGUGGUCUGUGCUGCGUCCAGGCGGGGGGCAAGAACAUCCGCAUCACUGUCAUGAACAACCUGCUUCCGCUCGCAUGCACCUCAAGUACAACCUGA